Molecule: messenger RNA, 177 nt
Organism: Sparassis crispa
Lineage: Eukaryota; Fungi; Basidiomycota; Agaricomycetes; Polyporales; Sparassidaceae
Exons: 2
Coding region: 1-177 (58 amino acids)
Source: RefSeq, a predicted model, not a curated record
AUGAGUGAAGACUUCAUCCAGACUGUGGAGACAAAGAUGGGAGGAAAGGUUCUCAUCCUCCUGGCCUUGCCGACAGAGAAGCCCACACAGAUUCAGCACACCAAGCUUCAGUCACCUGAUACUGGUGGCUUUCUGAAGUUCACCGACUCUGUCAAUGACUGGCAGAAAGAUUUGUGA